AAAUGCACCAAUGAGCUACAAACUAGGCACACCUAAUCACAACACUUAGCUGAAAUUUGAAAAGUGAAAAUAAGCAAUAAUGUUGAAGCCUGUGCAGACCACAUCUACCCUCCCGCGGUACAAUAAUGGAGCCUUCGUCUCCGGCGAGACGACGACGUUGGCCGUUGCUUCUUUUCCGGCCGUCGUCCUAAGGCCAACCUCGGGCAAAAGCCGGUUGAGAAAAACGGCCGGCAGCAGCCUAGGAUGCGGAGGAAGAGCUGGGUGCCGCGUCAUCAAAGCGGUGGCUUCAACUACUGCGGUUUCUGAGAAAUUGGCGACAAGUGUUAAGGCCGUUGUGACGGUCCAGAAACCAUCGGGAGGAAUUCUCAAACACUUGAGCUUGUCGGGAGGGUAUGACGAUUUAACUGACUUGCUUGGGAAGUCACUGCUUUUGGAAAUCGUUGCAGCUCAACUUGACCCCAAAACGGGGCGGGAGAAGAAUGGCAUCCAGGGGUAUGCACAUCGGCAGGGCGGGGCCGGAAGCAAGAGUGAGGAAGUGAAGUACGAGUGCGAUCUGGUAAUUCCUAAAGAUUUCGGGGAGGUGGGAGCAAUUUUGAUAGAGAAUGAGCACCACCAGGAAAUGUUUGUGAAGAAGAUCGUUCUUGAUGGUUUAUUCCAUGAUGGUGCCUCACUUAGCAUCAACUGUGAUUCCUGGGUCCACUCCAAAUUCGAUAAUUCUGCUAAAAGAGCUUUUUUCAUCAACAAGUCGUACUUACCAUCUCAAACUCCAAGCGGGCUGAAGAAAUUAAGGGAGAUAGAGCUAGCGGCACUGAGGGGCGACGGCACCGGCGAACGUCAAAAAUUCGACCGGAUAUAUGAUUACGAUGUUUAUAACGACAUUGGCGAUCCCGACGGAAGCGACGACGGGAUCCGUCCAGUUCUCGGCGGCAAGGAGCAUCCUUACCCCAGACGAUGCAGAACCGGGCGCCCUCUCUCCAAGAAAGACCCUUCGUCUGAAUCGAGAAGCUCCUCUGUUUACGUUCCGAGGGGCGAAGCAUUCGCAGAAGUGAAGAAUCUAACAUUCGCUGGAAAUACAGUUUAUUAUGUGCUUCAUGCUGUGGUGCCAGCAAUCGAGUCUAUCCUCGUCGAUGUAGAUAUGGGGUUCCCACAUUUUCCAGCCAUUGAUGAUCUGUAUAACUAUGGGUUUAACAUUCCAUCUCAGCAAACCGGAGGAAUCCUAAAUGGCGUCGUACCUAGGAUCAUCAAGUCCAAAGCAGAUGUCGCAAAACAUGUCUUGCAAUUCGAAACCCCUGCAAUGAUUGACCGAGACAAAUUUUCUUGGUAUAAGGAUGAGGAAUUCUCUCGACAAACCCUAGCUGGACUUAAUCCAUGCAGCAUAAAACUGGUAAAGGAGUGGCCAUUGAAGAGCAAGCUGGACCCCAAUGUCUAUGGCCCUCCAGAAUCUGCGAUCACAAAAGAGCUGAUUGAGAAAGAACUUACAGGUUCCAUGACCGUUGAAGAGGCAGUGAAGGAGAAGAAGCUUUUCAUUUUAGACUACCACGAUUUGUUACUGCCUUUAGUGAACACAGUGAAUGAGCAAGAGGGGACUGUGUUAUAUGCAUCGAGGACAGUGUUUUUCUUGACAGACACUGGCUGUUUGAGGCCCUUAGCCAUUGAGCUCACAAGACCGCCCGUAGAUGGAAAGCCACAGUGGAAGCAAGUGUUUUGCCAGACCUGGGAUGCCACUGGAUCUUGGCUCUGGAAGAUUGCUAAAGCCCAUGUUCUUGCUCAUGACUCUGGCUAUCACCAACUAGUCAGUCACUGGUUAAGAACUCACUGUGCUAUAGAGCCAUAUAUUAUUGCAAGCAAUCGGCAGCUCAGUGCUCUGCACCCUAUUUUCAGACUGUUAAAACCUCACUUCCGUUACACCAUGGAGAUCAAUGCAUUGGCUCGGCAAGCUCUUAUUAAUGCAAAUGGUAUUAUUGAGAGUUCUUUCUCCCCCGGAAAGUACUCUAUGCUGUUAAGCUCUAUUGCGUAUAAACUUGAGUGGCAGUUUGAUCUUCAAGCAUUGCCAGCAGAUCUUAUAAACCGGGGAUUGGCGGAGAAGGAUCCCACAGCUCCGCAUGGUCUUAAACUGGCGAUUGAAGACUACCCUUUUGCUAAUGAUGGAUUAGUGCUUUGGGACAUCAUUAAAGAAUGGGUGACAGAUUAUGUUAGCCACUACUAUCCAGAUGAGAGUCGGGUGGCAUCCGAUACAGAACUCCAAGCAUGGUGGACAGAAAUCCGAACAGUCGGGCACACAGACAAGAAAGAUGCAGCUGGUUGGCCAGAACUGGAAACCCCCAACGAUCUCAUUGAAAUUUUGACGACCAUGAUAUGGGUAUGUUCAGGACACCAUGCCGCGGUCAACUUCGGUCAGUAUGUCUUUGCAGGGUAUUUCCCAAACAGGCCCACGAUCGCAAGAACGAAAAUGCCCACGGAAGAUCCCACUGAAAAGGAAUGGGAAGAUUUCAUGAAGAAGCCCGAGGGUGCACUCUUGGAAUGCUUUCCUUCACAGCUUCAGGCGACCAAAGUUAUGGCAAUUUUGGAUGUUUUGUCGAACCACUCCCCGGAUGAGGAGUAUCUAGGGGCUUCACCAGAACCACACUGGAUUGAAGACCCCAUCAUCAAUGAUGCAUUUGAGCGGUUCGGUGGGAGGCUGAAGGAGCUCGAAGGUAUCAUUGAUGGUCGGAAUCAAGAUAGGGGUUUGAAGAAUAGAUGUGGGGCUGGAGUUUUACCUUACGAGCUCUUGAAGCCAUAUUCAGAGCCCGGCGUAACUGGCAAAGGUGUGCCGAACAGCAUCUCCAUUUGAGCCUGGAGAAGCCUUAUUAUGGCUAAGGUGCUGUGAUGAUUUAAAUAAAUUAAUUAAUAAAUAAUUCCGGGAGAUUCCCAACUCCCCUUGUUGGCUUGUUUAUGCUCUGAUUGUGUAAUGCUCAGAAACCUGCUAUGCUAAUAAACUCUUUUCAGAAUU
This is a messenger RNA of Cuscuta campestris, 2989 nucleotides long. The record is from the annotation of a GenBank genome assembly. Lineage: Eukaryota; Viridiplantae; Streptophyta; Magnoliopsida; Solanales; Convolvulaceae.